AUGAGUCUCCAUAGCUUUUUUAACCUAUGCCAAUUAUUUUCAGAUCGCCUAUCUAAAGGAUCGUCACGCAAUCACAGCUUAGAAAAUUGCCUCUGUAUAAAGAGCCUGGCUGACACCUACAAACCCAAGCGUCUUGAGUUUAAGCGGAAGACUCCCUAUAGUGGUAGAUGUGGCAGUAUUGGUGGUGGUGGCACAAGUAGUGCACUGUGGAGUCAAGUGGCUCUACCUCCCACCUUCAAAAGUCCUCUAACAGAGCCAACCCCACGGCGAAAACCGCUUAGCAAUAUUGCCUACUUUCCGUCUUAUCAUAAUGAACUACUUGGCGAACCACAAAGCCCAAUGCCAGAUGAAGUUGUCUACGAUGACGUGCACCAGUCCACUGUCGAUUUAAAUAAUGGGGAAUCGGCAUCACAACAGGUAAGUUCUUGA
Messenger RNA from Rodentolepis nana, 429 nucleotides. The record is from the annotation of a GenBank genome assembly. NCBI's taxonomy places the organism in Eukaryota, Metazoa, Platyhelminthes, Cestoda, Cyclophyllidea, Hymenolepididae.